GUCGUUACACGUGUCGUCGUUCCAUCCAUUUAUUUGCGUGAGUGGAGGAGAAGAGUUGGUUCUAGCAUGCAGACGACAUAUAAUGAUGCUGUUAGAGCUCUAAACCGACUGCAGUCAAAUGCUGAAGCUGUUGCUCGUAUAGUUAGCAGUGGAGACGGAGAUAGACAUAUGAGAAUGUUAGAGAUAGAGUCGUGUUUGAAACUGCUGGGAAUAAAUGUGGAUGAUCUUGAUAGAUUGUCUGUAAUUCACGUCAGUGGUACAAAAGGAAAGGGUUCCGUCUGUGCAAUGGUUGAGAGCAUUUUGCGACAUUCAUCGCUCAAGACAGGUCUUUACACAUCUCCGCACCUAGUUGAAGUAAGAGAACGCAUUCGCAUCAACGGUGUACCUCUGUCUCAAAAUGCCUUUGCUUCCUACUUCUGGGAUUGUUUUCACAAACUCAAAGUGCUGGAGGAGGAGACGUCUGGACCACAGUAUUUUAAAUUUCUAACUGCAAUGGGCUACUAUGUUUUUCUGAAGGAACAAGUCGAUGUUGCUAUUGUAGAAGUUGGUAUUGGUGGUCAAUUUGAUUACACGAACAUUGUUAGGAGGCCUGUCGUCUGUGGCAUUACAGCUCUUGGUUAUGAUCAUACCUCUAUGCUUGGCAAAACGAUAGAAAAAAUUGCAUGGCAUAAGGCUGGUAUUAUUAAAAAAGGAGCUCCAGUAUUUACUGUGAAACAAGAUUCUGGUGGACUUAAUGUUAUCAUGGAGAAGGCUAGAGAGUUAGGUGCACGUCUGUUUCUUGCACCAGAACUAUCGCAGUAUCCUGGCAUUUUUCCUGAGCUGUCACUGGAGGGAGAGCAUCAGUAUACUAAUGCUUCAUUGGCGAUACAAAUUUGUCAGUCAUGGCUGUCUGCAAGAAAGAAUGGCACAGCUGAAAAUGACAUAGCCGAAAGCUUAUGGCAUUGUAAGAGUGUCUCAGAAACAAGUGAAAAUGAUGCUAUUACUGCUAAUGGACAUGCCGAGUCUCACGAGGUUCCAACAGCUUCAGUAUUUGACCUCGCUGAUAAUUUUAGAAAUGGAUUGAAGACUUGUUUCUGGCCAGGCAGAAAUCAAGUGAUCUCUAGACCACGUAUAACAUAUUUUGUAGAUGGAGCUCACACACCAAGAAGUCUUCGAGCUUGUCAAAAUUGGUUCUUGAAAUCUUUGACCUCUAAUUCUACCAAACAAACCACUACUCAGUUGGCAAGAGUGCUUAUGUUCAACUGCACAAGUGGUCGGGAUCCUAACCAACUGCUGUCCGAACUAAAGGGAAUUGAAUUUAAUUUUGCUAUUUUCUGCCCUAAUCUAGCUCACAGAGAUGAUGUAUAUGCAGACCAGAUGAGUUACAGACUGAAUGAUAAGAGAGACAUUGCUUCUUGCUAUAAGAACGAGUCAGCUUGGCAUGCUGUUUCCGGCAGCGAUCAGAAUACGUUAGUUUUCUCUUCAGUGUACGAUGCUAUCUAUUGGCUUGAUCAACAACAAGACCCACUGCUAGUGGAACGUCCACAAAAGGGCGUGGAAUUUCCUCCUGUACAGUGUCAGUUAGCAACAGACUGUCAUAUACAGUUGCUUGUAACAGGAAGUAUUCACCUUGUUGGGGCUUUGUUUAGAGCUCUUGGCCCUCAGAUUGCCCCUACGUGUUGAAUUGAACUUUGUUUGAUAAGUUUUAUUCAGGUAUUGAGUUUGUAUGCUUUAUUGAAUGUAAUCAGAAGAUUGAACCAUAAUAUUAUGUUAUUACCACUCCA
Messenger RNA from Corticium candelabrum, 1763 nucleotides. RefSeq names its product folylpolyglutamate synthase, mitochondrial-like. The record is from RefSeq and is a predicted model, not a curated record. Gene Ontology annotation, molecular function: ATP binding; tetrahydrofolylpolyglutamate synthase activity. Gene Ontology annotation, biological process: tetrahydrofolylpolyglutamate biosynthetic process. Gene Ontology annotation, cellular component: cytoplasm; mitochondrion; cytosol. Bases 67 to 1662 code for a protein of 531 amino acids. Lineage: Eukaryota; Metazoa; Porifera; Homoscleromorpha; Homosclerophorida; Plakinidae. The transcript is spliced from 15 exons.